Cylicostephanus goldi is the source of this 549-nucleotide messenger RNA. The record is from the annotation of a GenBank genome assembly. NCBI's taxonomy places the organism in Eukaryota, Metazoa, Nematoda, Chromadorea, Rhabditida, Strongylidae.
AUGGAAGCAAGCGAGGAUUGUAGCGACAAACGCCUUUUUGAGGGAUACUAUAACAACAUCGAAAGUCUUUCUAGUUUCAAUGAUGAUCGUGUGAAAGUACUGCUAUCGCUCUCAUUGGACGGAUUCGUACCAAGAAGAAUACAAAGUCUGACUUCUCACUGGUUCCUAGUACAGAAAAGAAAGUAUACGUUAACGUUUAGGCGCGAAAUAUGGCCACUAUGUCUUCGUGUAGAUGGCCUUCCUCCAUCUGAAGCGGACAAGUUUAUCAAUUCAAUUGUAGCCGGAACGAUGCUUAGCCGUCUCAAGCCCUCCGAAAAAAUGAUAGAACUUUUUAGCAGGCUGGACUCUGAGCUUAGAAGUUUGCGCGAGGCUCCUCUGGAGAUAGUAAUCGGAGAUGUGCUUUGGACCGUUGAAGUUGAGCUAUUCCGUGCUGAUAUGGCGGUGAUACUUCGCAUAUGCGUUACAUGUCCGAUCUUGAGUUUCGAGAUUCAGGCUCAGCAAGUGCUUUUCGGUAUUCCACGAUGGAAAUGCGGAAUAUGGAUGUUUUAA